Plasmodium coatneyi is the source of this 945-nucleotide messenger RNA. RefSeq lists its product as uncharacterized. Lineage: Eukaryota; Apicomplexa; Aconoidasida; Haemosporida; Plasmodiidae. The record is from RefSeq and is a predicted model, not a curated record. The transcript has 9 exons. The coding region runs from base 1 to 945 and encodes 314 amino acids.
AUGAUUGACUCGUGCCCAAGUAGCGCUUUAAACGAGUUCCGCUUAAGUGAAGAACAGAUCAUCGAAAAUUUUACGCGCAACCGAAAUGGUUCUAAACAGGACGCGCCACAGUUGCUGUGUGCCCCCAAGAGGGACGAUGACCCUCUCAAUGAAUACCCUCACCUGCGCUCACCUGACGAAGUGGAAAAACGCAGAAUGCCAGUCCUUGCACCUGGCAGAGUUCUUCCCCCUGCCGAUCGCGUCACACAUAACUCCAGCAAUUUCGAUGACGCCCGCGGGAUGGACUACCCCAUUGAAAGCCUACUACGCAAAAUCAGGAACUUAGAAAAUGAAAAAAAAUACCUACUGAAGUCUUUGGAGAAUAAACAAAACGUGGAAUUGGAGUAUAGGAAGGCACUCGAGACACAGGCCGCAUUCGUCAGCGCAGAGAAUAAAAAGUCCCAAUUCUACGAAAACGAAUGGCUGCACAUGAAGUCAAAGGAACACUCGUUCAUGACCUCCGGGAGAUCCCCCCUGAGGCAGACGCUGGAGUUGUUCUACGAAGAUGAUGACCUGUACAAGAAAUUAGGAAGACUCACCAGCACCCAGGAAACCUUCAUCGCUAACUUGAUCGAGGACCAUAAGAACUUGGCCCAGGAAAGGAACUCCAUUUCGAGGAAGUACCAGGAGGCAGUGGACGCCAACUUCCAACUCUACCAACAGAACGAAAUGCUCAAAGCGCAGAAUAUAAACCUCGUGGAAAGGAACAAAGACGCGAUAGAUCAACAAAUGGAAGAAAAAUUAGUCGCGCUGAAUGCCUCGUUAAUUCAUGUCCAGAAGGAAAACAUACAACUCAGGGAAACAGUAGACCAGUACACACAGCUCAUCGAGAACAUAGAAAAAUGCCCCGAAGUGAAUUCCAUCAAGGAGGAGUUGAACAAGUUUAAAAAAUAUUUGCUAAAAUGA